AUUCAUCGAGGAAGAGGAUGCGACCAUGUUGGUUUAAAGGAAGAAGAAACACAAUAGAGAAAAAAAUAUUUCAGGAUAUCUCCAGCUAAUUUAGAAGAAAAUCGUCGAUUCAUCGAACGAAGAUAAUUGAACGUAAAGUAACGCAGGAUUUCAGGUGGGGCUUUGGAGUCAUCAGUCUGGAUCUUUUGGAGACGGAGGGUUUGCCACGCCGCUCGCUUUGGGCCGACCGGAUCAUCCGUUCCGUCGACGGAGAGGAGGAAUAAAACCGUAACUGAAAGGAAACGCACCGAGAACUCAGCAAGGAGGAAAAGCUUCUCCGCUUUUGGACUAAAACCUUGUUGGAUCUUUGUUUCCUCGACUUAUAAAGAAGCAGAACGUCUCCCAGUGGAAGGAAGCAGAAUACAGGACUUCUGGAGACUAUCUUCUACAAACUUUGGACAUCCUUUUCUCCGGAUCAGGGAUAUGCAGCAGCUCUCUGGGACUCUGUAAAAAUAAAUCAGAGAUAUCGUUCUGACCAGAUAUACUGACCUGAGCUCAUUUUGGUGCAGAUUGCCUUAGUUGUUCUGUUUCAGGACUAGAACCACUUUGAUGCUUGUUCACAUAUAAUUUUCUAUAUCGUGGGCGAGUUAAUUUCUGCAUUUGAUUGCAGAUUUCUCUUCAUUUGGAAGAGUUUUUGACUAAAAGCAGUUUUUGUUUUCGCUGGCCGUGCAGCCGUCUCUCUGUUUGUCGAAGAGGACUGAGCUGCACCUUUGUGUCUAUAUGUAAAUAUUACUGAGCCAUUUCUCUGCAAAACUUUUUGACACAGAGAACAUAUUGUUGAACGCUUUAUCAAACUUUUUUUUUUCUACUUACUAGAGAAUAUAAAAAAGAGACAAAUCUAAAAAAAAAAAAGAAAAAAAAAACGAACUGAAGUUCAGGAAAAAAAAUGGCAACUGCCCGAACGGAAAACCUUGGUCCAGUCAUGAUGGGACUGAAUAAGCAGAACGGGCAGCUGAGAGGACAGACCAAACCUGCUGCAGGACCCCCCACAUCAACACCAGCAAAGAAUCCAGCUGGGAGCAACCAGGAAGGAGGAGGAAUCAAGUUCGGGGACGACUGGAAGAAAUGCCUACAGCUCCCCCCGAGGGACAACAGGGUCAAAACCUCAGACGUCACGGCGACGAAGGGAAACGAGUUUGAAGAUUACUGCUUGAAAAGGGAACUUCUGAUGGGGAUCUUUGAGAUGGGCUGGGAGAAGCCAUCGCCGAUCCAGGAGGAGAGCAUUCCUAUCGCGCUGUCGGGGCGGGACAUCCUGGCUCGAGCCAAAAACGGAACAGGGAAAAGCGGAGCCUACCUGAUCCCGCUGCUGGAGAGGAUAGACCUGAAGAAGGACCACAUACAGGCCAUCGUCAUGGUGCCCACGCGGGAGCUGGCUCUGCAGAUGAGUCAGAUCUGCAUCCAGCUCAGUAAACAUCUGGGAGGAGUGAAAGUCAUGGCGACGACCGGGGGAACCAACCUGCGGGACGACAUCAUGCGUCUGGAUGAGACUGUACAUGUGGUCAUCGCCACGCCCGGUCGGAUCCUGGACUUGAUCAAAAAGGGGGUGGCGAAGGUGGACAGGGUCCAGAUGAUGGUGAUGGACGAGGCCGACAAACUGCUCUCUCAGGACUUUGUGGUCCUCAUCGAGGACAUCAUCAGCUUCCUGGCUAAGAACCGGCAGAUCCUGCUCUACUCUGCUACCUUCCCCAUCAGCGUUCAGAAGUUUAUGGUGAAGCACCUUCAGAAGCCCUACGAGAUCAACCUGAUGGAGGAGCUGACCUUGAAGGGCAUCACUCAGUUCUACGCCUACGUGACCGAACGGCAGAAGGUCCACUGCCUCAACACGCUGUUCUCCAGGCUUCAGAUCAACCAGUCCAUCAUCUUCUGUAACUCCACUCAGAGGGUGGAGCUCCUGGCCAAGAAGAUCACCCAGCUGGGAUACUCCUGCUUCUACAUCCAUGCCAAGAUGAUGCAGGAAUACAGGAACCGCGUGUUCCAUGACUUUAGAAACGGCCUGUGCCGGAACCUGGUCUGCACCGAUCUCUUCACCAGAGGAAUCGACAUCCAGGCUGUGAACGUCGUCAUCAACUUUGAUUUCCCUAAAAAUGCUGAAACAUACCUUCAUCGCAUCGGAAGAUCAGGGAGGUUUGGCCACCUGGGUCUGGCCAUCAACCUGAUCACCUCAGAGGACCGCUUCAACCUGAAGGCCAUCGAGGAGCAGCUGGUGACCGACAUCAAGCCCAUCCCCAGCAGCAUCGACAGGAGCCUGUAUGUGGCCGAGUACCACACCAGCAGCGGCGACUGUGAGGUGGAGGAGGUGGAGGAGAAACCCCAACGCCAGCAGGACAGCACCUAAGACAGGAAUCUGGUUCCUAAUCGGAUCGUCUUCUCCUCCUCAGAUCAUCCAGACACUCCGGGCUAAAGCAACUCUACCCUCCCUCCUCAUCCCCGCUACCCAGAGCGCCGCACGGCGGCAUAAAGCUCCCUUCACUUCCUCAGUUCUUCUGGUUCAAAGCUGUUGUUCUGCAUCGUCCUCCGAUCCUACCAGUCCGCUUCCCUCCGCAGCCGCCGCUCCCUCAGGUGGACGUCCAGCCGCCGCUCUGACACCUGCUGUUGUCACUCAAGUGCCUUAAUCCCCCCCGUGCACGCUCCCCUCAGUCCUGCUGCAGCAGCAGAGUACGAGCACAAACAGCAACCCCCCCCCCACUGUCUCACCAUCUGUUAUGCAAGAAAAAUGAGAAAACGUGGCAUUCUCCUGGUGAGGUGUGUUUUUUGAAGUGUUGCAAUAAAAAAGGCAGCUUUCUUUAAAUAUUGCGUGACUGUUUCGCCCUCCUGAUGGAUCCUAAACGAAUAGACCCCCCCCACCCCCGCAUGGAUUCACGGCCGUGCACGGGAGCCUCCCUCUCUACGCGAUCUGGCUGCUGCGUACCGGGGGGGGCGGCUGCUUCGGACCCCCAACCCGACGCUGAUGCAGAACAACAGUUUUCCCCUCGUCCAGCUCGGACGCGUCCCGCAGCGAAUGUAUGUGAUGCCAACGUUUGUUCCGCCGCCUGGUUGGGAUCCAUCCACCGAGACGCUUCUCUGAAAUCCGCACUUUGUUGCCGGGAAUGAAGCUUUUCCAGGAACCAGGAUGGACGUCUGAUUCCCAUCAGAUUUUCUUUGUCAAUUUUUCAGCUAAACCAGACGGUGGUUCAGUUUCUGCACCAGAACCGAACCCCAGCGACCCAGUUAUCCCAACCGAGCCCACAAACCUUUCCAAAAUGUCCUUUUUUUGUUGUUUGUUGCGGCUGCUGCUGUCUGAAACGUCCCGGUUUUUACUUCCCGGUUGGACCCGGAAGUGAUGAAACCAUCACCGUGUUAGAAAAGGAUCUGCAGCGGCCGCCGUUCCACCUUUCCUCUCCUCCUGCUGGACUCCAGCGUGUUUCUGAAUGAGCGUCGAUUUGGACUCUGCAGGACUGUAGCAUCUUAAACAGGCAGCUGGGGUUUCUCUGUUCUCCCCUUACAGAGCGUCACUAAUGAUUAAAAAAACAAAAAAAAGAAACAAAAAAAAAAAGUUUUGCUUUUUCAGAUUAUCGGGAAGCUCUCUGUGCAUCUUAAAUCUCUGGUACUUAAAUCAGAACAAAUCUUUUAUUUGAAUUAUCUUUUUUUUUUCACCAAAAACAGUUUAUUUGUGUUUGAAGCGGAGAGGUUCUGAAAGCACUGUGAUCUUCUCCGCCAUCGUUUCUCCAACAGAGCAAUCUUCUUUAACGAGGUGUUUAAAAAAUCCUCUGGAAGCAAAGAGGGAAGCUGUAAAUCAAUCUGUUUACAUUUUCCGGUUUAAACCAGAAAACAUUUGGCUUCGUCUGAAGAUCUUUUUUUUUUUUUUUAGGUUUCUAGAAACUGAUUUUCAGGAUUGAAGCAAAACCAAAAAAGGUGAAUGUGUGUUGGAGGCGAGGGCGGCGUGUGAGAGGAGCGUUUGUGGGCGUGGCUGAAAAUCCCGACAUGCAGAUUCUGCCGAACCGCAACCGGAAUCGGAAAGAUAAGUUAAGCUGCAUGUCGGCGAGUGUCUGUUUAUCGUUUUUUUUUUAUCUGAUCUGACAUUGGAAGAGUCGGGCGCCGGAUCAGAUUUCCAGCUGUCGUCAGGGAUGUGAUCCGUUUUAGUUUUUCCUUCUUCUCCAGAAAUGUUGUCAUAAAAGUUCCCGCCUCCUUUUCGGAUCACGUCCCUGAUGACGAAUCCAUCAUCACCUCCUCUAGGUUCCAGUUCAAGCAUUGGCUGAUGCCACCCAGCCUUUAUUCCCAUUUAACUUUGGUUUCCCAGAUUAAACUGAAUAUUCCCACUGGAAGGAAAACGAUAAAUGAAUCCUUUGUUUAGAGACGGAUCCAGAUUAAAUCCCUGGAACUGGAGGAGGUGAUGAGUGUUCUGUGAGUCUGCUGUCUUUGUGUUUUUGUGUCUGAGCUCCGAUGUGGAGCGUGUUGGGGGUGGGGGGGUGUUAAACCCAAACUAAAUCUAAACCUGGGAUGGGUUCAGGGUUCGAGUGAUUUCCUAGAGGAGGAAAAUAAACCAAAACAUCGACGCCAUGAUUUGAAUUUCUAAGUUUUCAGAGUUAAAUUUGAUCUCCCGAUUUAAACCCGGCCUGCUGCCGGAGGCGUCCGAUGACGUCCCGAUUAAAAACUGUUCAAUUAGGCUCAAACGUCCUGCAGGCUUUUUUCCUUCUUUCAAUUCGGACUUUUUGUUCAGGAAUUCUGUUUAUUUUCCUCCUAAAUGCCCUCAGGGUUUAUUGACAUUAAAUUAAGAGAAAUAAAACUUUAAUUGGUUGAUCUACAAAACUGUAAUUUCUUUUUCUUGUUUUUUUUUUCCUGUAAGAAAACUCCAGUAAGAUUUUGACCAAACUGCCCUCUACUGGUGUAACCUGGAAAAACAUGCAGGGAUUCAAAAUUCAAUAAAUUGGCCUGAACUUU
Cyprinodon variegatus (sheepshead minnow) is the source of this 4956-nucleotide messenger RNA. Its product is annotated as probable ATP-dependent RNA helicase ddx6. Gene Ontology annotation, cellular component: P-body; cytoplasmic stress granule. The record is from RefSeq and is a predicted model, not a curated record. NCBI's taxonomy places the organism in Eukaryota, Metazoa, Chordata, Actinopteri, Cyprinodontiformes, Cyprinodontidae. Gene Ontology annotation, molecular function: ATP binding; mRNA binding; RNA helicase activity. Gene Ontology annotation, biological process: cytoplasmic stress granule assembly; P-body assembly. The transcript has 13 exons. The coding region runs from base 926 to 2374 and encodes 482 amino acids.